Messenger RNA from Striga asiatica, 306 nucleotides. Lineage: Eukaryota; Viridiplantae; Streptophyta; Magnoliopsida; Lamiales; Orobanchaceae. The record is from the annotation of a GenBank genome assembly.
AUGCUAUACAUUCUCUCCCACCUUUCCCCAUCCAAACCCCUUAAGGCCCACACACUGACCCAAUGGGCCUCCUCACGCGACAUGCACCACACAAGCCCACCCAUCUCAAAAAUCCCAUUCGAGAUCCGUAUGCCAUCAGCAAAAGGAAUCGUCCUAAACUUCUCGUCAUUCAAAGUCAUUGACACCAAAUGCCCGGCGGGUGACUCCAGUGAAGGGCCCCCAUGGCGAAAAUCGGGCUGCCCAAGCCCAACAUGCGGCGAUGAAUGUUCUGAGGCCCAUCAACCUCUCUCCAUGACCCCUGCCUGA